This is a messenger RNA of Jaculus jaculus (lesser Egyptian jerboa), 1235 nucleotides long. It is a transcript of the gene Pmm1, whose product is annotated as phosphomannomutase 1. The record is from RefSeq and is a predicted model, not a curated record. Bases 46 to 834 code for a protein of 262 amino acids. Gene Ontology annotation, cellular component: cytosol. Lineage: Eukaryota; Metazoa; Chordata; Mammalia; Rodentia; Dipodidae. Gene Ontology annotation, biological process: GDP-mannose biosynthetic process; protein N-linked glycosylation; mannose metabolic process. Gene Ontology annotation, molecular function: phosphomannomutase activity. The transcript has 8 exons.
UCCCGGCUCAGCCCAGGCCUGGGCCCGGCGCGGGAGCUCGCAGCCAUGGCUGUCAGCGCCGAGGGCGCCCGCAGGAAGGAGCGCAUCCUCUGCCUGUUUGACGUGGACGGGACCCUCACGCCGGCUCGCCAGAAAAUCGACCCUGAGGUAUCCGCCUUCCUACAGAAGCUUCGAAGCAGGGUGCAGAUAGGGGUGGUGGGCGGCUCUGACUACUCGAAGAUUGCUGAGCAGCUGGGGGAUGGGGAUGAAGUUAUCGAAAAGUUUGAUUACGUAUUUGCUGAGAACGGGACAGUACAGUACAAGCAUGGACGGCUGCUCUCCAAGCAGACCAUCCAGAACCACCUGGGCGAGGAGCUGCUGCAAGACCUGAUCAACUUCUGCCUCAGCUACAUGGCCGUGCUCAGACUGCCCAAGAAGCGCGGCACGUUCAUCGAGUUCCGGAAUGGCAUGCUGAACAUCUCACCCAUCGGCCGCAGCUGCACCCUGGAGGAGCGGAUCGAGUUCUCUGAACUGGACAAGAAGGAGAAGAUCCGAGAGAAGUUUGUGGAAGCCCUGAAGACAGAGUUUGCUGGCAAGGGGCUGAGGUUCUCCCGAGGAGGCAUGAUCAGCUUCGAUGUCUUCCCUGAGGGUUGGGACAAGCGCUACUGCCUGGACAGCCUGGAUCAGGACAGCUUCGACAUCAUCCAUUUCUUCGGGAAUGAGACCAGUCCUGGUGGUAAUGACUUUGAGAUCUAUGCUGACCCCCGGACCGUCGGCCACAGCGUGGUCUCCCCUCAGGACACAGUGCAGCGGUGCCGAGAGCUUUUUUUCCCAGAGACAGCCCAUGAGGCGUGAUGGCAUCCACGCCUGACCACUGUGAUUUCCAAAGAGCUCCGCCCACGCCUGAAGAAAGACCCAUGGAGUACCAGGGUUCUCCUCCUGUAUCCCAGAGUGCUGCUUCCUGCGAGCCACUGCAGUGCUCCCCCACACAGGACCAGGGUCUGUGUGACAACCGUCCCCGGUCAGUCGGCUCCUGAUGAGACUGGAUCCCGUCCUCUGCCCUUAUGGCUCGGGACACAGAUGUUGCUGCUUUGGAACAGCAUGAGUGCCCCUCCUCCCUGGGGCAGGCAUCCGCAUCCGUAUCUAUGAUAUGAAGCCCGCCCACCUGCUAUGGUCACAUGAAAGGCAGGGGGUGGGGAAUAGGCACUUUUCAGGAGACUUUAUGUCACAGAUAUUAAAGUUCCCAGGAUAAGGUA